Ictalurus punctatus (channel catfish) is the source of this 2426-nucleotide messenger RNA. RefSeq names its product solute carrier family 22 member 13b (gene slc22a13b). Gene Ontology annotation, cellular component: membrane. The transcript is spliced from 10 exons. Gene Ontology annotation, molecular function: transmembrane transporter activity. The record is from RefSeq and is a predicted model, not a curated record. The coding region runs from base 342 to 1976 and encodes 544 amino acids. Gene Ontology annotation, biological process: transmembrane transport. NCBI's taxonomy places the organism in Eukaryota, Metazoa, Chordata, Actinopteri, Siluriformes, Ictaluridae.
CAUGCUUUUGUGUGCUCCAAAGUCCCUGACAUAUCUCACACACACACACACACAAGUGGAGCUUAAUCCUUAGAGUCUCUUAGAUUAAUGGCAACUGCAGAAUUGAUUCAAAUCAUUUUUUCUAUUUGAAACUUACGAAGAACUUACGAAGAAGAAGAAAAUAUUGAACUUUUCUCUUAGUUUGUCUGUAGCUCACUCUUAUGUAAUAUAUGACAUGGCAUGUGUGUGCACAUGUUUGCUGUAUGUUAGAUUAGCCUGAACCGGAUUACAGAUUUAAAUUCAUCUCCACAUGGGAAAACUCCUGUCUUAACUGCAAAGGAAUUGCUCUGCUCUAGCUCAAGAUGAUCGACUUUAGCCAGAUAUUAUCAGCUAUUGGGGAUUUCGGCCCAUUCCAGAAGCGCCUGCUUGGGGUAAUAUGCCUCCCCAACAUCUUCUCAGCUUUUCACAUGUUUGUCCAGGUGUUUACUGGCCUGAAUUUCCCACACAACUGUAAUACUAACUGGAUUCGGAAACCAGGGCCGAACCUGACUUACGAGGAGCAGUUAAAUUUGACAGUCCCUAAAGACCCAGCUGGCAAGUAUGAGAGCUGUCAAAUGUUCACUCCUGUUGAACUUGAACUUGAAGUUAUUGAAGCCUAUGGACUAAACGCAACAGAGGAAUGCAAAGAUGGCUGGAUUUACCAAGUGCCUCAAGGGACUAGCACCUUAAUUACAGAGUUUGACUUGGUGUGUGGCAGUAAGAGUCUGAAUGAGACCUCGCAAUCUAUCUACAUGGCUGGACUCCUCAUUGGGGCUCUGCUGUUUGGGCCAAUGUCUGACAAAUAUGGCCGGCGUUUUGUCUUGUUACUCUCAUUGGCGGUGCAGUUCUUGUUCGGUGUGGGUGCUGCUUUCUCCCCCAACUUCUAUGUUUACAUUGCUCUUCGUUUUGUGGUUGGCGUCACUAUAUCCGGCAUCACCAUCACUACCAACAUCAUAGGCCCUGAGUGGUGUGGUCCAUCUCGUCGGGCCCUCUUCACCAUCCUGUCUCACUCUUGCUAUGCCCUGGGGCUGAUGUUACUAUCCGGCUUGGCGUACGGCAUCCGCAAUUGGAGGGUCCUCCAAUUAGUUGUGUCCGCUCCAAAUCUGGUCUUCGGCGUCUACUUCUGGAUCCUGCCAGAGUCGGCUCGAUGGCUCCUCACCCAGGGCAGACAGGAGGAAGCCAAGAAGAUAAUCCUGAAUGCAGCCCGGGUCAACGGCAGGAAAGUUUCAGAAUCUCUGCUUGAAAGGCUGGAGGCAGAGAACACGGUCAGAACUGGCAACAUGCUGGACCUUUUCCGAGUGAGGAAUCUGAGAAAAAGGACCUUGAUCAUGUGCUACAUCUGGUUUGUGAUCAGCCUGGUGUACUAUGGGAUCAGUCUGAAUGUGGGAAACUUUGGCCUGGACAUCUACCUGACGCAGUUCAUCUUUGGCAUUGCAGAGCUUCCUGCUCGUCUAAGCUGCUACCCACUCGUUGAACGCUUUGGCAGAAGGAAAUCUCAAAGUGCAGCGUUACUCCUCGGGGGAACUGCGUGUCUGGUCAUUCUUGCCAUCCCAGCAGAGUACCCCAUAGCGGUGACUGUCAUAGCAGUGGUGGGCAAAUUCUCAAUCGCUGCCUCCUUUACCAUAGUCUAUGUGUAUACUGCUGAGCUGUACCCCACUGUCGUGAGGCAGAAUGGGGCGGGAUUAAACGCCAUGUUUGCCCGUGUGGGUGGGAUUCUGGCUCCUCUAAUUGGUCUCUUGGAUAUCUAUCAUCACGCCAUUCCAAUGGUAAUCUAUGGGAGUUUACCGUUUCUGGCUGGAGCGCUUUGCUUUAUGCUUCCCGAGACCCUGAACACCGAGCUUCUGGAUCACACUGACGCUCUCAUGGAUAAGGACAUGAAGUCAAAGACGGGAAGUUUUGAAAACGGAAGAAACGACCAAGAAAUGACUGAAGAGUCACCACAGGACACUGAAUUAUAAAGCAGUGUUUGAUGAAGUAUUUUCAGAAACGUGUGUUGAAUUAUUUGCCAUGUCAUUGAUCACAUAUUGUUGAAGAAAUACCGAAAGACCAAAGUAAGCGUGUUCCAAACAUCCUCUAAUGACGACAAAAGAGCUUGUGGAUAUAUGUGCUGUAAAUAAAAUUAAAUUUAAUUUAAAAAAAAACCUGAAAUAUGUAUUUCUAUAAAACAUCCCCAAAGUCUAGCAGUUUGUCGACACUACUUAUGAGUUUUAUUAAUUUUUCUGUUGUGUAUUUGACCAAAGGUUCAGUAUUAAUACAUAAUACAGCUCUAAGACUCUUUGACUUGACUAUUGAUGGAUUUCUAGUGAACACAGAAAUAAAUACAGAUGCGCUUCACCCGUCCUGCUGCCUGAGGAAGACGUUAUAAAACGUAUUUUUGUUCAUGGAAUAAAGAAUGACAGCACAUUUUA